UAUCAAGCAUUUUUAGUGGUUUGUUCUUUUCCAUGACAAUCUCUAGAUUCUUCUGUCUCCUGAUUGUAUUACUAUGUUUGUCAGUUACUUAAAAAUGUUGUUUGUACUUGAGGAAAUCUCGAACUGUUUUGGAAGAGCGACCAGUUGCAUUGGCUUUUCAGAUGUGGGGUUCCGUCGAAGUCAAAACCUAUGAUCUGGCAGCUACAACAACUGUUGGCACAAUACGGAGUCAUAGUCCCAGGAAGAUGAAAACCCAAAUAUCAAGACAAGUUUACAAUCCAUCAACAACAACAGCAGCAGCGUCGUCCACAACAAAUUCAAUCAAUCGAGAUGAUGUGAAUGAAAACGAAACGACUGUCAUCGUCACAGCUGACGACCGUUAUAGAGAAGUCAAAGAAAUCCAAGAAAUGCUCAAUGAAAUUACAAAAACUUCAACAAAGCAAAAAAAGGAAACUGCGGCUACGGUAGAUGACCCACCCAAAGUUGUAGUCGCAAAACAUUAACCACCAAAACAACAGCCGACAACUUCCAUUCAGAGAAGUAAGACUGAUACAAACCUACGGCGUCCUACCGCACGAAAGAUUCAACCAAGUAAAGAAGCACAAACAACACGUUGCAAAUCAGCAAAUGUAGAUGAU
This is a messenger RNA of Episyrphus balteatus (marmalade hoverfly), 638 nucleotides long. RefSeq lists its product as uncharacterized. NCBI's taxonomy places the organism in Eukaryota, Metazoa, Arthropoda, Insecta, Diptera, Syrphidae. The record is from RefSeq and is a predicted model, not a curated record. The transcript is spliced from 2 exons. Bases 162 to 503 code for a protein of 113 amino acids.